Molecule: messenger RNA, 1480 nt
Organism: Cajanus cajan (pigeon pea)
Lineage: Eukaryota; Viridiplantae; Streptophyta; Magnoliopsida; Fabales; Fabaceae
Product: peroxisomal adenine nucleotide carrier 1
Biological process (GO): transmembrane transport; peroxisome organization; ADP transport
Cellular component (GO): peroxisomal membrane
Molecular function (GO): ADP transmembrane transporter activity; ATP transmembrane transporter activity
Source: RefSeq, a predicted model, not a curated record
AAUUAAUAUAGCUCCCUCCCACAACCUACCACCUUGCCACACCAAUUGAAAAGGAAGAAGAAAGAAGAAAGAAGAAGAAGAAGAUGAACGUGGAUCUCGAAUCAUUGGCUGAGGCCACUUCCGGAGCCAUUGGAUCAUUGCUCAGCACCACUAUUUUGUACCCUCUCGACACGUGCAAGACCAAGUACCAGGCUGAGGCUCGUUCCCAUGGUCACAGAAGAUAUAGGAAUCUCACUGAUGUAUUUUUGGAGGCAAUAUCUAACCGUCAGGUGCUUUCACUUUACCAGGGCCUUGGAACAAAGAAUCUUCAAGCCUUCUUUUCCCAAUUUGUCUACUUCUAUGGAUACAGCUAUUUUAAAAGACUGUAUCUACAAAAAAGUGGUUAUAAAUCUAUUGGAACAAAAGCAAACUUGGUUAUUGCUGCUGCUGCUGGGGCUUGCACUGCCAUUGUGACUCAGCCCCUGGAUACAGCCUCUUCAAGGAUGCAGACAAGUGACUUUGGAAAGUCUAAAGGGCUGCUGAGUACUCUUACAGAAGGAUCCUGGAGUGAUGCAUUUGAUGGCCUCAGUAUUUCCUUGCUGCUGACCUCAAACCCUGCAAUACAGUAUACAGUGUUUGAUCAGCUGAAACAUCGAACACUGAAGAAUAAACAAAACGAAACUGAUAAAGGAGCAUCUCCAGCAUCCCUUUCUGCAUUUAUGGCCUUUCUUUUAGGUGCAAUUUCAAAGAGCAUCGCUACCUGUGUAACAUAUCCAGCUAUUAGGUGCAAAGUUAUCAUUCAAGCUUCAGACUCAGAUGAAGCAUCCUCCAAAACAAAGAUAAAAUCACAGAAAACUGUGUCUAGAGUUCUCUAUGGAAUAUGGAAAAGAGAGGGCAUACUGGGAUUUUUUAAAGGACUGCAUGCUCAAAUCUUAAAAACUGUUUUGAGCUCAGCACUGCUCUUAAUGAUCAAGGAAAAAAUCUCUGCUACUACUUGGGUGCUUAUCCUUGCAGUUAAAAGGUACCUGUUACAUUCAAGGGCUAAAGUUAAGAACUUAUAAGUUAUAAUAGCAGUUCCUGGAGGAAGAAGCUUCAAUCCCUCGUGGAUAAUGAAUUUGGUUGGAGUGCAAAGUCUGCAUUUUAACAAAUACAUCGAUCUCUUCAAAUGUGAGAUGAGAUUGUUUUGGUGGCUUCUCUUUGUUACUAGUAAUGAACAACUAGCCCAGGAAUUUAUUGAAAAGACUGAUAGAGCAAGCCAAAGUAGAAAGUUUUCACAAUAAAUGGUUUUUUGGUUAUAUUCCUUGUUUCAAAUAAAGGCCUGCAUUACCUUUUUUUUUUUUUUUUAGCUAGUUCUUUUAUAUCUUGUGGAAUUCCCACAUACGAAGGGUGUCAGUUUAAGAGUAGCGUAGGAGCCUUAUAAAUAAGCACCCUCUUUUUAUGUAUGUAAUCACUUCAGUUUCAGAUUACUAAAUAUUUUGAUGUUCUGAUUUUUUUGUCAUGA